Molecule: messenger RNA, 2422 nt
Organism: Carassius carassius (crucian carp)
Lineage: Eukaryota; Metazoa; Chordata; Actinopteri; Cypriniformes; Cyprinidae
Product: transmembrane protein 121-like
Exons: 1
Coding region: 1385-2371 (328 amino acids)
Source: RefSeq, a predicted model, not a curated record
CUGCACAAGUCACGAUUUGAAGCAGAACUUCUGAGGAACUGAAGGUCUGAUAGAGGGAAUCCCUAAGAGAGCUACUGUUUGUAGACUCUUGGUCUAGUUGUGACAGCGCAGCUCUGAUCAAAUGAAAGCUUCACGUGGACUUUAUCUGUAGCUGUUGCUGAGCGUUCCUCUUUGACACCCAACACCUGACUGCGCAUAAGUGGAGGAGAGCAGAGAGAGGGAGGAGAGAAGAGAAAAACAGCAGGAGGAGGGUGAAAUCUUUCCAGACUAUAUGGAGGAGCCACAGGCUGCGCACAGCACGUUCCUCUAUAGUUUGAGAGGAUAAAAGAGGGAAGAUUGAGAUUACUGCUGCAGAGAUUUCGGAGGUGAGGGCAAGUGGAAACUUAUUGACUUCUUUGACGUCGACACUGGGGUGGAGAUGAGAAUAAAGUGAUUUUAAUCCACAGGAGGCACAGGAAUGUGGAGGAGUGCCGUGCUUUAAAUCCUUCAGAAAAUAGGUCAUUUUCUUAUAGAUAAACUUACUUUCAAAUACUUUACCUUACAAAACCGAUUUUUGUAGGAGGGAGAGAUCUGAGGACUGGAUCGGAUUUGAGAAUUCGAGGCUUCAAAGACAUCUUCUGCUGCAAUUCUUUGGAGAAAAACAUGCAUACAUAAAAAAACAAUCAUGCAGACUUGCUAUUCCGUACAAUCUGGAAUGAUGAACCUCACAGGAGAAGCAUGUCAGCUUUACUCUCGUGUGCGGCGCUCUGAGGAGUAGUGCUGGGAACGAAUUCACUUCUGGCAUUAAAUUAGAAAUUUAUCACAGCGGAUCAUUCCUGACCCACUCUUUCAGAGCAUGCGGCUUAUUUCAUCUUCCCCUCUUGCUUUUGGAGCUGUGGGAGUCUUCUUUGGAAAAUAAGAGCAGGUGGUUGUGCUUACAGACAGCAAAAAAAAUUGAAAUAUUUAAGACUCUGACUGUGAAUGAUGCAAUUAACGAUUUAUGAAAACCGGCUGUGAUCAGUAUGCAUAGGUUGCCUACGUUCACUCGGAGAACUGUGGGAGUGAGUUAAGACAAGAGGAUUAAUGACUGACAGCAAUAUCAGGUUUGCUGUAUGGUACCAAGGAGUACAUCCUGUGCAUUAGGUUGUUUGCUUCUGGCUGAAUUUAGAAACAGCGAGUGUGGCUCAUUCUUGAUAUUUUUCCUUGUUUCCUCAUUAUCUCUUGCUCCCAUCACGCCUCAUUUGGAGGAACAGGUUGCUGUGCUUUUUAGCAGAUUUAUAUACAACAUUGUUUCCAGGACUGCUGUGCCUUUGGAAUGAACAGUUAAGGCAACUUGUAUGGGUCAACAAAACUCUGAUUGAAUGUUCAACCACCCAUAAUUUUUUUCUUGUCCCUCAUAACCAACAUGGUCCCACCGCCCCCUUCCAACAAGCCACAUGUUUGCCUUUCAUGUGUCCUUAUCAUGAGCAGCAUGGCGCUGCUGGACGCCUACCUUGUGGAGCAGAAUCAAGGUCCACGGAAGGUGGGUGUCUGCAUCAUGGUCAUGGUAGGGGACGUGUGCUUCCUCAUUGUGCUGCGGUACAUUGCUGUAUGGGUCGGUGCAGAGGUACGAACUGCUAAACGUGGCUACGCCAUGAUCCUUUGGUUCUUCUAUGUCUUCGUGCUUGAGAUCAAGGUAUAUUUUGUCUACCAGAACUACAAGGCAGAAGGUGAGAGAGCGGAUGCUCUUACCUGCAAGGCUUUGACAGUGAUGCUUUCUGUGUUUGUCCCGGGACUUUACAUUACGCUGGCAGCCAUCGAUCACAUGGAAUACGUUCGUCCGCUCAAGAAGAGGGAGGAGUUGAGGAGUCGGCUGUUUUGGGUUGUGGUGGAUCUUCUUGACAUUUUGGACAUUCAGGCCAGCCUAUGGGAGCCUCAGCGAAAAGGGCUCCCUCUAUGGGUGGAGGGCCUUACUUUUUUCUACUGCUACAUACUACUUCUAAUACUGCCGUGUGUGUCACUGAGUGAAAUUAGCAUGCAAGGUGUGAACAUUGUGCCGCACAAGAUGUUGUUGUAUCCCAUUCUGAGUCUGGUCGCCAUUAACUUUAUUACUAUUUUUAUACGAGGAGGAAAUAUGGUGUUUUAUAAGGACAUCCGAGUGUCAGGAAUACUCAUGGGUAAGAACGUCCUCGCCAUUGUCCUGAAAACCUGCAGCUUUGUGCAGUACCGGAGACACCUGCAGGAGGCGCCAACACCCGCUCUCGCUCCAGAACUACAGAGGGACGCAGUGCCACAAAGUUCCCGAGGGGCAGUGCCAGUCGCAAUGCCCAUGCCUGUCACCAUGCCAACUCCGCAGGUAGUCAUACAAGAUCUGACCACACUUCCAGAAGAACCCGAACUUGAGGAAACAUGACAAAAUAGGGAAUGAAAAGAGUUUGCACUGAGGAUACUAGGACAAUACACA